AUGGAUAUUUUUCUUUUGACAGUGAUGGCCUAUGACCGGUUUGUGGCCAUUUGCCACCUGCUGAGAUACACAUUCAUCAUUAACCCUCGGCUCUGUGGACUCCUUGUCCUGAUGUCCUGGAUCAUCAUGUUAUGUGUCUCGCUUAUUCAUAUUCUCCUAAUGAUGGGACUCAUCUUCUCUACAAGCACUGAAAUCCCUCAUUUCUUUUGUGAACUGGCUCAGCUUCUCAAGGUAGCCAGAUCUGAUACCCUCAUCAAUAAUAUCUUUCUAUAUGUGACAACUGUCCUGAUAGCUGUGUUUCCUGUCUUUGGGAUAAUCUUUUCUUACUCUCAGAUUGCCUCCUCCUUACUGAGGAUGUCCUCCACUGCAAGUAGAUAUAAAGCAUUUUCCACCUGUGGGUAUCAGCUCUGUGUGGUCUUACUUUUCUAUGGAACAGGACUUGGAGUUUACCUGAGUUCCGCUGGGACCCAUUCUUUACAUGAGAGCUGCGUUGUCUCUGUGAUGUAUACUGUGGUGAGCCCCACGCUGAACCCUUUCAUCUAUAGCCUGAGGAACAAGGAUGUGAAGGGGGGCCUGAGGAGACUCCUCAGCAGAGUAACCCAUGGUUAUUUAGGGACCACUGACCUCAGAACUAAGGGGAUGUUACAAACCCUAAGACUAAAGGUGUGA
Molecule: messenger RNA, 669 nt
Organism: Heterocephalus glaber (naked mole-rat)
Lineage: Eukaryota; Metazoa; Chordata; Mammalia; Rodentia; Bathyergidae
Source: RefSeq, a predicted model, not a curated record